ACCUGAACCUCAAUAUGAAGCCAUCUCUCUUUUCUCUCUCCAAUAUGCUCAUAUACGCACGCAUAAAUCCCUGCCAUCUGCAACCAACUAUGCAUUUGCAUUUAUUACCCCUCUCCUCCUCUCCAAUGACUAACUAACAUGAAUCCCUAUUAGAUUUUUUUUAAGCCUCAACUUCAAUUUCUCUUGUCUUUCCGAGAAACCACUUCUAAGUUUUUCCCCGUUUUGGAAGGCCUUUCAGACAUACAAGUUGGAUAGCUGUGCUGGAAGAUGUUAGCAGUUGAAGAAAUUCUGAGUGAACUUGCCGAGGAGGAAGUAAAUGGGCAUGGGUUGCCGCCGGGGUUUCGGUUUCACCCCACUGACGAGGAACUGGUAACCUUUUAUUUGGCUUCCAAGGUAUUUCAUGGAAGCUUCUGUGGAGUGGAGAUUGCUGAGGUUGACCUUAACAGAUGCGAACCUUGGGAGCUUCCAGAUGUUGCGAAAAUGGGGGAGAGGGAGUGGUACUUCUUCAGCUUGAGGGACAGGAAAUACCCAAGCGGGCUGAGAACAAACAGAGCCACUGGAGCUGGGUACUGGAAAGCCACAGGCAAAGAUAGGGAAGUGUACAGUGCCUCAACCGGAGCUCUUUUGGGAAUGAAAAAAACCCUUGUUUUCUACAAGGGCAGGGCACCCCGUGGAGAGAAGACCAAGUGGGUCAUGCAUGAGUACCGCUUGGACGGUGACUUCUCCUGCCGCCCCUCCUGCAAGGAAGAAUGGGUGAUUUGCAGAAUAUUUCAUAAAACAAGUGAGAAGAAGAAUGCCCUUGCUCAAGGUCAAAGCUAUGUACUGGCAAUGUCUUCGUCUUCAACAACUUUCUUGCCUCCGUUGCUUGAAACUCCGACACCGUUGUUAAAAUCUGAGUCUCAAACUCUAAUGCAAGCUCACAACUCUUUUUUGAUUCACCGCCAUGAAAAUGACCUGAAAAGCCUGAUAAACCCAGUUGUCUCAGAGUCACAAUCCCAAUCCCAGCUCUUCCCAUCUAAUGGGUUCCAACCCUCCUUUUCACCCACUUCCACUUUUGCCACAACCGACAAGAACGCUGUGACAAACACCACCUCAUCAGCAGCUAUGCUCUUCAAGUCCCUACUCUCACAUCAAGAUUGCUUAUUUAAGGAACAAGCUGCUUUUCCCAAACAGUGUAAGGCAGAGGCUGAUUUUUCCUAUUUAAAUCUGCCUGCUGCCAACAACACCUUGAACUGGAUGGAUAGGAUUCAUCCCAGCCCACCAUGUCAAAACCCUUUGUUCUUCGACAUGGAUUAUAGCGUGUUGGGGUUUGCUGAAGGUGUUAGGGGCACUGCUCGGGGGGACACUAACGCACAUGACAUGUCCACUUCAAUUGCCAUUCAUACGGCCAGCGGUCAGAUGAUUUUAAAUCCUCCCACCACCACAGCCUCUGGAGAAUCCGGGCCGCUAGAUUGAUAAAAUCUUAAAUAUUGUUAAGAAUAGGAUUCCUACUAUCUAACUAUGUCCAUAUCAGUAGAUUGGGUGAUGAGUUUUAAUCGUUACAUUUACGUUUACGUGUAUCUGGAGCAGAAUUUAGUAUUUAUCAGCUCUAAUGAAUAUUGUUCUACUUA
This is a messenger RNA of Gossypium raimondii (Peruvian cotton), 1610 nucleotides long. RefSeq names its product protein CUP-SHAPED COTYLEDON 3. Lineage: Eukaryota; Viridiplantae; Streptophyta; Magnoliopsida; Malvales; Malvaceae. The record is from RefSeq and is a predicted model, not a curated record. Gene Ontology annotation, molecular function: DNA binding. Bases 268 to 1455 code for a protein of 395 amino acids. Gene Ontology annotation, biological process: regulation of DNA-templated transcription. The transcript has 4 exons.